Molecule: messenger RNA, 881 nt
Organism: Haliotis rubra (blacklip abalone)
Lineage: Eukaryota; Metazoa; Mollusca; Gastropoda; Lepetellida; Haliotidae
Product: immune-associated nucleotide-binding protein 9-like
Exons: 2
Coding region: 155-781 (208 amino acids)
Molecular function (GO): GTP binding
Source: RefSeq, a predicted model, not a curated record
AAUUGAACAAGCCUUCAAAGUCUAUGACUCUAAAAAGAAAUUAGGUGGUUUCAGAAAGGAAGUUUCGAGGUUUAUCGCUAAAGUUAGAUCACCCAAGGAGAAAAGUACACCCGUGGCAGAUCUACCACAAGGGUAGCCUCUGGACAUCAUUUUGAUGGGCAAGGCAAAUCGUGGUGCCAGCACUACGGGAAACACCAUUUUCGGACAAAAGAAGUUUUUCAGCCAAAUACCAACAGAAACUAUGUUUUCUCCGUGUCUGAAGAUCAGCGAUUCAGUUGGGGGACGUGAUCUUAAUGUUGUGGAUUAUGGUGGGAUGGUUGAUCAGGUUCUGACUAGGAAUAUGAUAAGCAUGCUUAAUCAGUCAGGAAUGUGGUUCCCCCGCGGGGUUCAUGUAAUUCUGUUGGUUAUGUCUGCCAUCGAGCGCCUGAGCAAGGAAGAAAUUUCUGCAAUAGAGUCACUCCGUCAGUCGGAUCAGAACAUCCUUGGGAAAUAUGUCAUCUGCGUCUUUACUCACGGAGACUCAUUUCACCGCCAGAUGGAACAGGAUAGAAGGUCGCUAACAUUUGGCCAGUACAUAGAAUCUGUAGGAGGUCCAAUGCAGAAGCUGCUGCAGGAUUGUCAUAACCGUUACAUCUUAUUUAACAACGCUGAAGCAGAUCCUGGGAAGAAGAGAGAAAGGGUCACUGACCUCAUUAGACUGAUUGACUGUCUUAUCAAAGAAAAUGGGGAAGAGAAACUUUCUCUUGACCCUGAAAAUGUAUCCGAUGACGAUGACUGUUAAAUCUUGGCUCGAUUUUGAGGCUUAUAGGAUGAGAGUUUCGCCUUUGGUUUAAUGAUUUAAUUUGAAUAUGGAAAGUGUUGGGGAUACAAGUUUCGACGUU